AUGCCAUUACAUCUACCUUCUAAAGCUAUCAACUUAGAGACCAUGGCUCAGAAACCAGUUUCGACCCCGAUGUUGUCCUCUAGUUGCAAGCAUGCUCGCUUCGGAUCUGUCCGUACCGAGCAUCGUACCGAGCGCUACAUCCCGCACCGCACCCAGUCCUCAUAUGCCGAUGUUGGUUCACCAAACCUUUCAAGAACAAAAACGAACGCCACUAUGCCGUAUCGCGUAGGUCAGAGUCUGCGAGAAAUAUUCCAGAAAAGGCCACAUCAGGCAUCAUAUCGGAGCGUCCCUUCCAUCGACACGUGUAACGGAUCCCAGGAUGAAAUAACCAACGGCCAGUGCGGCUGUAGCUCUAAGCGCAGUUCUGAAAAUUUGAAAGCUAUCGCGGGCUUUUUCGUAGGACUUAUUUUUGCAAUCAGUUUGGCUGUUGCAGUGCUCUGGUCACAAUUAGCGGCAGCUAAUACUUCAACAUAUACCGACGACUUAAAGUCAACAUCUAUGCUCAAUUUUGGCUUACACGCACCCGAAAUCUAUCUCUCGGACACGAUAGAUCCUCCACCACUCUUGAACAAAAGCUGUGGAAAUUCGGUGGCCGAGGCAAGACAGGCUGGAUGUGUGUUCGAUAUCCUAACAACCGCAUGGACACCGGCGGACUGCGUCAACUCUGGAAUCACCGAAGAAUUCCUCAAUAUCAGCACAAACGGCGUUUGGCCAUAUUACCAUGACAAAAAUGGAAAAUUUCCUCAAAAAGACAUAGCUAUACUCAAGUCUGGAGAGUGGGAGGGCGAGUUGUGGUCAACAAUGCGACUACAUAGAUAUCAUUGCUUAUUUACCUGGAGGCGCAUGCACAUAGCUUACAACGGCGGACAGCCCGCCGACACAGUUAUUCGAGGCCUUCGUCACACCAAGCAUUGUGAGAAAAUGUUAAUGAAUGGAGUUGAUCCUGAUAAGGUGACGGGGGUACAGUCUGUGUAUUACAGAAGUUGCUAA
Messenger RNA from Bipolaris maydis ATCC 48331, 990 nucleotides. RefSeq lists its product as uncharacterized. NCBI's taxonomy places the organism in Eukaryota, Fungi, Ascomycota, Dothideomycetes, Pleosporales, Pleosporaceae. The record is from RefSeq and is a predicted model, not a curated record.